AUGGUUGAUACUUAUAAUACUGAAGAGCAAAGAAUUAUCGAUAGAAUCAAAUGCAUUGUUUUACGUGAAGCUCGAGAUGCUGGUGCAACAUUCAUUAAUCGACACUGGGUUGCGAAAAAAAUUCAUCGUUCGAUUCAAUUUGCCACCAACUGGUGGCAAAAACCAUAUGACCAAUGUUUUGCGAAUCAUUCAAAUCGUGGUCGAAAGCUUAAAUUAUCAGGAGCAAGUCGAGAUAUCACUCGUCCCAGCAAAUUCUAUUUCGAUACGUUGCCGGGACUAGCUUUUCUGAUUUGUUGCUUCGUAGUACGAUUGAGAGGAAGUGUUGUAUUAAUUCAAGUAAACUGUGGAAAAUUAAUUAGAAGCAUCAGGUGUUUAUUGAAACAACUACGAUCCUUUCCUUAG
This is a messenger RNA of Adineta ricciae, 402 nucleotides long. The record is from the annotation of a GenBank genome assembly. NCBI's taxonomy places the organism in Eukaryota, Metazoa, Rotifera, Eurotatoria, Adinetida, Adinetidae.